UGCCAAGUAGAGCAAAGAAUUAGAAAACUCGUCUGUUUGCAAGAUUUUACGUCGAAACAUAAGUAAUAUAUGAUUGGCGCUACUUAUCUUCAUGAACUUGAAAUUGACCAGAUACCAAGAACUCACCAUGUUUCAGCUGCUAACCAGCUCGUUGAUGAAACGGACAUGUACAUGUUUUCAGACAUGUAUAGGAGAACAGCGAAGACAAGCAAAAAUCCUAUUUGGUAUCAACUGUAACAAAGCUAUUAGUACUCAACAUUUGAGGUCUUUCACUUCUGCAUGCCUUCAGAAAUCUCAACUCGCAUGCUUCAAUGCAUUGCAUACAAGUCCAGUACUAGAUUCGAUUGGAAGGUUGCAACAUGGACAAACUACUGCAACAACAGCUGCAAGCUGUAGUCACUCACAACAUCGUCACAAGUCACAGUAUGUUGCUGGUGCUAGGUAUGUGGAGAUGCUGAAAGAAAAUGAUGAAGUUUGUGAAAAAGCAUUAAGAACAGGGCAGUUUGCAGUGUUUUAUGAUCUGAGGGCUUUCAUAGAAGGGGACAAGAUGUCAAAAAGAAUAAAACUUGCUUGGAGAGGGGCUGAUGACAUGAAAGAAGUCCUUGAGUUAGUUGAAGGCUUGGAACUCACAGAUGCAGUACUACUCAAUUCCACCAGAAAUGAUCUGGAUCAACCCGCCAGGUUUGCUAUCAACAUUCCCAAAGCUGAUGACACACUUCAGCAAUCGUUGGAAAGGUUGAUGGAAGCCGAGACAAUCGGAAUCAGGAGGGCGCUCUUCACUCUUGGCAGGGGAAAUAUCCAUGAAUAUCUUCAGGCCUAUGCCUUGCUGCAAUGGCAUUCUCUUCAAGCAUUCUGUUCGAAGUGCGGGGCUAAGAACAAGACAAAUCUUGCUGGAAGCCGCAGGAUCUGUUCAAGCUGCUCUGAAGUUCAUUAUCCAACGAUGAAACCAAUAGUCAUCACCUUGGUUACCAAUGGUGACAGAUGUUUGGUUGCUAGGCAACCGCAGUUUCCACCCGGGAUGUACAGUGCAUUGGCAGGAUUCUGUGAUAUGGGUGAAACAUUGGAGGAUGCCGUGAGGCGAGAGGUGGCGGAGGAGGUUGGUCUUGAAGUCAAAGACAUUACAUACUGUUCUUCACAACACUGGCCUAUCCCAAGCAGUGGUCUCAUGCUCGGAUGCUAUGCCUCGGUAAAGGAAGAUGAUCAGAUCUUGAUUGACAAGAAUGAACUGGAGGAUGCUAAGUGGAUGGACAGAGAGGAAGUACACCAUAUACUACAGCAGCCGCCGGGUCAAAGUUCACCAUGGUUCCCUCCGAGGCAUGCCAUCGCACACCACCUGAUCUCAGGAUGGGUGUCCAAGAAAUGAUCAUCCCCUUGCCAGUGUUUACAAGUCUUCCUUUUCCAACGGUAUUCUAGUUCAACUCAAGUAUCUAGUAAUUAUUUGUGCAAUUUUGCUUCAGUAUGGUCUUCACAUGUCUUGUACGUUUUUUUUUUUGGGGGGGGGGAAGAGGGAGUUAAAGUUUUUGAAAUGGGUUUGUGAAAAUUUUCCUGGCAAAUCCGAAAUGAGAUUUAUGGUUGAGUGAAACGGUGUACAUGCAUGUGAAAAAUUCUCCAUGCAAAGCCAAUUUUUUUUCACAAAUUCAGAGAGUUACUUAUUAUCAAUCCUGUAGAACGGAUGCC
This is a messenger RNA of Lytechinus variegatus (green sea urchin), 1677 nucleotides long. It is a transcript of the gene nudt13, whose product is annotated as NAD(P)H pyrophosphatase NUDT13, mitochondrial-like. Bases 92 to 1363 code for a protein of 423 amino acids. Lineage: Eukaryota; Metazoa; Echinodermata; Echinoidea; Temnopleuroida; Toxopneustidae. The record is from RefSeq and is a predicted model, not a curated record. The transcript is spliced from 7 exons. Gene Ontology annotation, molecular function: metal ion binding; hydrolase activity.